Orbicella faveolata is the source of this 4023-nucleotide messenger RNA. Its product is annotated as zinc finger MYND domain-containing protein 11-like. Gene Ontology annotation, biological process: regulation of signal transduction; regulation of transcription elongation by RNA polymerase II. Gene Ontology annotation, cellular component: nucleus. Gene Ontology annotation, molecular function: DNA binding; transcription corepressor activity. The record is from RefSeq and is a predicted model, not a curated record. NCBI's taxonomy places the organism in Eukaryota, Metazoa, Cnidaria, Anthozoa, Scleractinia, Merulinidae.
UGUCUGUCUGUUUCAGGAAUCGACGCCUUGUCGUAAAACUGAGACCAAGGAAUGCCAGACCGACGUACAGUUAAACGAGGAAGAUAAAGAAAAGAUAAAACAGUUAGAAGAACAGGUUCGUCAAAAAGACGAAGAGCUUGAUUCGCUGACAUCAGACCUAAAGUGCGAGCGAGAGCGAGCGAAACAGCUGGUGGAAGGAGUAAAACGGAAGAAAGAGGAGCAAGACCAACGAGUGUUGCGUGACAAGUCUGUCAGCGAACAAAAGGAAACGUCCGAGAACUGCAGCAGUAAUAGCGCAACUAUCGACCUGUCCAUGACAAGGGACCAGUCCAGUGUUAUUAAAAUGUUACAGGACGCGCUUGAACGCGAGCGUCAAGAGAAAAAAGAACUCAUUGAGAAAGUCACGCGAGAUUCGCAAAAGAACCGUGAGCGUGACAUACAGCAAGCCGUGAAAAGAGCCGUGAACAAGGAAAGAUUGGAGCGAGAGCGGAUCACGGACGAGGCAGUGAAGAAAGCGGUGGAGAAAUGUAAACAGGACAGAGAAAGACAUACACAGAAAGCGCUGCAGAUGGCCAAGGAGGAGGCUGAGAAAUCGGUGCAGGAGGCAGUGAGCCUGGCCAAGAAGAAACAAUGGUGCGCUAAUUGUCGGGCGGAGGCUUUUUAUCCGUGUUGUUGGAACACAAGUUAUUGUACUUUGGAGUGUCAGAAGACUCACUGGUGCACGCACAGGUUCCAUUGCCUGAGGGUCGCGUGUAACUGCAACAGAGAUGGCCCUAUGACGCGGUCGUGACGUCACAAAGUCGGUUUCAUGGACCACUGUCUCGACAGUUUCGCGUCAGACGUUACCAUGGUUAUGCGCGGGGAAUUCUGGGAGUUGCAGUAAAUCGCUUUAUUUGUGAUAAUGGCGAUGUAACAUGGUUUGUUUGUACAGCGGUUAUUUCAUGCCUUAGAGCCUGUUCACACUGACUAAUCUUUUUGAGUUAAAUCGAGUACUAAAUUUUGCAACCUAGUGCAACCCCGAUAUAACCAGUAAACUUCAUUAACAUCGAUGAUCGAGGCACGCUUAUAGCGAACGCCGAAUUUCGGUCCCAGAAAGAAGGAACCAGGACCUCAACAGACAAGGGAAUUAGUUGAUGACAGCUAUUUUUAGUUCUGGAUAACAGAAAGUUAUCGAUAACUAAAUAUCUAAUUCGUGACUUUGCGGCAACUUAUCUUGUCUGUCAUCAUCAGAUAGUCGUCCACUAUAACGCCAAACCCUGAACGCUGACAUGCCCAGCUAACACUACUUACCAAACUUUCGUGUUAAAAACACACUACCAAUCGAUAGCGUUAGCUUCUAAUUAGUGGAGGCCCUGGGUCUCUCCUUCGCAGCUGUCACAGCGAUUCCCUGUGCGAGACCCAUUAACAUCUGUGAAGGAAAUUGCAGACAUAUUUCCAGUAAAUUGGAGUUCAGCUUACAAGUCGUUCAAAAUAGGUCUUGCCACGCUGUUUGUUGUAUCAAGGUUGCACUCAAAUCGCUUGGAGCUUAACGUUUCAGCGGUUGCUGCAUGGUAAAUUACUUUCAGCCAAUCAGGUGCUCAUUUAUGGCUCCCAUGGUUGUUUUCAGUCAUUGUAAAAUAUUCUUAUAGUUAUGUCUAAAACAGUUUGAAUCUUAACCUCCGAGGGUAACUUUUACGUAAUAUUUUUUUAUGUUUUUUUAAGUAAAGUAAUGUAAAGUCCUUCAUUUAAAACUAUUAUCGUUUAAGCACUACAUGCUUGAGGGGUCGUGUAUCUAAUUAAUUAUCUAAUUAUCUAAUUACCUACUGAUAAAACGAAUGUUGUUUUGUUUGUUUGUUUUGUGUAUCCGGUUUUCAUUUAUACAGUUUUAUCGCAAUUCAAACUACUUUGGUGUUCAAGCGAACCGAUGUCAUUUUUUUCCUUGGUGACGCUUUAUAAUUCAUUCUUUCUCUCUUUAAUUCGUAUGGCUUUUGUUGAAGGAUUCCAAUUGGCAAGUGUAAAUAUUGGUACUAUACUGUGUAUUGUUUCAGUUUUUCCGAGACCUUUCUCGGCUGGUCAGCCUGUUUAGGUGAGGUUGCAAAUAAGAACUUUUCUGAACACCCACAUAGAAAUUUAGGCAAACAUCUCUGUGCUGAGAAAGUGCGUAGUUUAGUUUAUUUUCCAUAUUUUUAGACGGAUUGUACAUAAAUUGUUUUGCAAGCGCAUCAAAUUCUUUGCCCUUCAGCGACAGUUGGAGCUGUUAUGUUGUGGGCACCCUUUUGUUUUGAACGAGAAAUCAUUUUGACAUUAAAAAUUUAUCAAUAGUUUCUCAAGCAUAGGGUUGUGGUUUCAAGUAAUGUGCCAACCCCGAGUGUCAAAAAAAAGGAAAAGAACUCUCCGUUGAUCCCUGAAACGUUUUUGCAACCGUGAUAAUGAGCUUUCGUUUUUCUACGAAAUCGUUGUAUGUCCAAAUAUCUAUUUUUAUGAUCCCAUCGAAAGCAGAGAUGUGUGUAAAUAUUCUUAACACGACGUACUGUAAGUGCGUUCCAUAAAAUUAUGACAAAAUCUAAUGUAGGGGCGACAAUCGAUUAACGUAAAACGUAUGUAUUUUGAUACAAGAUCAGAUACAAAUGCAGUAUUUUUAAGAUCAUUAUUAAACAUGGUUAACUAAAUAGGUAGCAAUUGUUUUCUAUCCAACCGAAAUGUACAGUUGUUGUAGCCUUUCUGUCCUAGUAUCCUUGCAGGUCAGUUUUACCGUGCAAGUUCAGUUGCAAGAGUGCGUUCAGAUCAUCGAAAAAUCAGUAACCUUUUGUCUCAGUGACCUGAAUUGUGAGAUUGUAAACACUGAUAACUUUACCAUGAACUGGAAACGAACUAAGUUGUGGAGUUUUGUUAUGUUGUGAAUGACUUUGUAUAGUUCGUAGUGAUUAAACCAAUCCUGUGUUUGGGACAUCAAAGGUUGUGGUGACUUGUUGUUGUUACCGUAGGUUAGUUGAAUCAAAGUCAGUGUUAAAUGGCCACAUACUCUUGCAAGGAGACACAUUGAUCUAUAGUUACCCUGCACCAGAUCACAAAGUAGUGAUGUACCACAAAAAGAGAACUUAUUUUUUUCAUUUAAACAAUGCGAAUUGGUACAGGACUGGGAAUCAUCUACAACCUUUGAUGUCAUUUUCUGUUCACUGCACAUUUUUGUUAUCAGGAUCAUGAACACGCCGUAACUUCAUACAAACAUACCAAAGUACAAUAGUUAGUUUGUUAUCUGAAAUUGCACAGAUAUUUGUUUAAAAGCUGUAAUUCAGAAGAGAGAUAAGAAAUACCGUGCGUUUGUUUAAGGUCUGUCCGACUCCUGUUCGACGACCGAAUAAGGGUCGUCGGGACGUUGUCAGCUUGAGACUUACUGAGCUCACGGGAAUUGCGGGCUCAGCUUAUUGUCGAAAACCUUGUGCGGUUCCCUUUCGCACGAAGAAUUAUCGAGUGAAAUAAGCAAUUGGAUUAAAACAAUUUUUGUAUAAGGAAGUGUAGGUUUCUAGGCAUAAAUUUUGACUUGAAUUUAAUGUAAGCUAAUAUACACAUGGUGCUUCACCCAGCAAAAAUAGUAGCGAAGUUUUAAGUUUUGAAAUCUUAGUAUUUAUAAGUAGUAUUUAUUAUUGGUAGUAUGAAUAUACACUUCGUAAGAAUCGCUGCUUGAGCGUUUGGCUUGGCUCUAUAUCUUUCAGUCCUAUUUUCGAAGUUCGACGUCACAAGCGAUCUUUUUGUUUUAACCAGUCAUUGUUGAUGUCAUCUUUGGCCAAUCAGGUCCCACUUUGAAAACACGUGACACGGCUAAAGUGGCUGUCUUGUACUUGCCGUGGGCUUAUUGUUCCACGUUUUUCCUCGCUUGACACUGUCUCACUAGUUCUGGUUGACUGAUGGUGUGAUUACUUCGUUAGUCAUCAGAUAUCGUAGUAGCAUGAGUUCUGCAGGAGCCUGCCAAGCCAUCAAGUAGCUGGGUAAUACGUAGAGAUUGGUUGCUGUUUGCAGUGAAUAAAGUUAGCCAACAAAAUUAUA